This is a messenger RNA of Xenia sp. Carnegie-2017, 2358 nucleotides long. Its product is annotated as methylcrotonoyl-CoA carboxylase subunit alpha, mitochondrial-like. The record is from RefSeq and is a predicted model, not a curated record. Lineage: Eukaryota; Metazoa; Cnidaria; Anthozoa; Malacalcyonacea; Xeniidae. The transcript has 21 exons. Gene Ontology annotation, cellular component: mitochondrion. Bases 150 to 2321 code for a protein of 723 amino acids. Gene Ontology annotation, molecular function: ATP binding; methylcrotonoyl-CoA carboxylase activity; metal ion binding.
CUGACGGCUCUCAUUUUACAUCACACAAAUAUUUCAAAUCAUAUUUUAAAGCUUAUACUGCAGCCUUAUCUCAAAAUUGCUUUGUGUUUUUUUGCUUUAUUCAACAAAAUGCGAUAUAAUAUCAAAUCUUUUUGUAAGAUAACGUAACAAUGGCGUUCAGCGGUAUUACAACUAAAUUCACGAGAUCAUUAGUUAUAAAAAUGGCGGCAAUUCUCAAAGAUCGAUGUUUGAGAAGAAUUUUUAAAAAAAUAGACUUUGUAAGAAAACCUCUGCGACUUAACUUUGUGACCGAUAAUGGCCAACACUCUAUCGACAAACUUCUUGUGGCAAAUCGAGGGGAAAUUGCUUGCCGCGUUAUGGAGACUGCAAAAAAAUUGGGAAUUAGGACUGUGGCUGUUUUCAGUGAUGUUGAUGAACAAUCAAAACAUGUUAAAAUGGCAGAUGAAGCAUACCACAUUGGACCUGCCCUUGCAAGAGAAAGUUACCUUAAAAUGGAUAAAAUAAUUGAUGUUGCUAAAAGAAGUCAAGCACAAGCUAUCCAUCCUGGCUAUGGAUUUCUUUCAGAAAAGCCAGAAUUUGCUGAACUUUGCUUUAAAGAGAAUGUGAUAUUUGUGGGGCCUCCUUCAUCUGCCAUAAGAGAUAUGGGAAUUAAAAGUACAUCAAAGAAAAUAAUGAGUGACGCUGGAGUGCCUAUCAUUAAAGGUUACCAUGGAAAUGAUCAAUCAAAUGAAAGGUUGAAAGCUGAAGCUGAAAAGAUUGGGUAUCCAAUUAUGUUAAAAGCAGUUAGAGGCGGUGGGGGUAAAGGAAUGAGAAUAGUAUGGAAAGCUGAAGAUUUUGAUGAUGCACUUGAGUCAGCUAGAAGAGAAUCAUUAAAAUCAUUUAAUGAUGACAUCAUGCUUGUUGAGAAAUUUGUUGAAUCUCCCAGACAUGUUGAAGUUCAAGUGUUUGGAGAUACGUUCGGAAAUACAGUUUAUUUGUUUGAAAGAGAUUGUAGCGUUCAGAGACGCCAUCAAAAAAUCAUCGAAGAAGCUCCAGCUCCUGGAAUAUCAUCUGAGGUUCGUAGGAAACUGGGGGAAGCUGCUGUAAAAGCUGCAAAGGCUGUUGGUUAUACUGGUGCAGGUACAGUGGAGUUUAUAAUGGAUAAAACUCACGAUUUCUAUUUUAUGGAAAUGAAUACAAGGCUCCAAGUUGAACAUCCGGUGACUGAAAUGAUAACUGGAGUAGAUCUUGUUGAGUGGCAGUUGAGAAUUGCGGCUGGAGAAAGAUUACCACUACUGCAAUCUGAAAUCAUCUUGAAUGGUUAUUCAUUUGAAGCGAGAAUAUAUGCAGAGGACCCAGACAAUGAUUUCCUUCCAGGAGCAGGACCAUUAGUUAGUUUAACUACUCCUUUACCAUCACGACUUGUAAGAAUUGAGACUGGAGUUGUUCAAGGUGACGAUGUUUCUGUUCAUUAUGAUCCCAUGAUAGCAAAACUGGUUGUCUGGUCUAAAGAUCGUUCGUCAGCAUUACGAUUGUUAACUCAUUCAUUACGUCAAUAUAACAUUGUUGGCCUUAGUACGAAUCUUGAUUUUCUAAUAAAUCUUUCAAAUCACCAAGAAUUUCGAAAUGGAAAUGUUAACACUGACUUUAUUCAGGAUUAUUAUAAUGAUUUAUUUCCUGAGAAGAAAUCUUUGUCUCCCGACCUGCUGGCUAGAGCUUCCGUUUAUCUUAUUUUAUUGGAAAAAAGAAAACAACGAAAGUCAUUUGAUGACAUAAUUUCUCCUUGGAAUUUAUCAUCUUGUUUUCGUGUGAACAGUGAUUUGUCAAGGAAAAUUAGUUUGAAUGAUGGAUAUUCAGAUGUCGAGAUUUUACUUUCCUUUGAAAACGACGAUUCUUUUAAAAUCCAGAUAGGAGACAACGUUAUGAAAGGAUUUGGUAAUCUUGAAAUAAAUGGUUCACAAAAGUUGUUAAAAGUCACAAUUGAUGGCGUUGUUUCAAAGUUAAAUGUAGUUGAACACAAUAAUACAAUUUAUUGUUUUUCUAUGGAGGGAAAUUAUAAAGUUCAUCGACUCAUUCCUAGUUUUAUAAAAAGUAAAUGUGAAGCAAUGAAUUUGGGUGAUGCUAUUGCCCCAAUGACGGGAACAAUCGUCAAGGUGAACAUUAACAAUGGACAAACUGUGAAGGAAGGUGAUAUUGUUAUGAUAAUGGAGGCAAUGAAAAUGGAGCAUGUAAUCUGCGCUCCUAAAGAUGGCCUCGUAGAAAAUGUUUAUUAUGCCGUGGGUGACACAGUUGAAAGAAACUCAGUACUAAUCUCAUACCUAAAGGAAGACGAGAAAAACUAAAAAACAUUUAAUGUUACAAAUAUUCAAUUUAUUAUAA